AUCAUUGGUUUGAACAGGCAGGGGUCAACAAUUAUAUAUAGUUACCCCAUGCUGUUCCACCCAACGAUAAGUUCCAGUAUGCUAACGUUCAUCGCUCGAGCUUACCCGGGCAGCUGGUCUUUUGAUUCUCGCUUCUACUCAUCAUGUCGGACACAAACGAUGUCAGCCGUAUGAAGGACGAGUUGGCGAAAGGCAACUGAGAUGUGUCUGAUCUCUGGAACGAGGCCUUACGAAAGUACAAGGGCAUUGUGGGAGUCGAGCUGCAGCCCAAAGAAUAACUGCUCAGCGUGGACGCCAUGGUCAAGUAUGGCACGGAGCAGAUGAACAACUUCCACAAGUUCCGGCACGACCAGAAAAAGGUCGACAAACUCCGCGGCCUCCUCCGAGACAACCUCGACUACAUAGAGAAGGGCUCCCAGCAGCUGGUCAGCGCUGCUGCGCCCGUUUUCCCACCCGCCGCCGCCAUCGGGAUGGCCUUUACGUACAUGUUAAGCGCUUGUAGGCAUGUUUCGGCAGACUAUGAUGUAGUCACGGCCUUUUUCGAGGACAUGAAUUCGUUCCUCCAAAGGAUCACCAUCCUCGAGUCGAGACUGCCAAGCUACCCUGCGUACCGCAAUUGUCUCAUGGACGUGUUGACUUCCUUAUUGGAAAUGUGUGGAUUCGCGACGAAGUAUAUAGAGCUCGGCCGGUUCAAAAAAUGGAUCUUGAACAUGGUCCGCGGCGAAGACGGCGAUCUUGGAGGCGCCCGAAAGAAGAUGGACACCUCUCUGACCCGCCUCCAAGCUGCGACCGAGUACGCGAUUCUCGGAAACACGGAGGAGCUCCAACGAAUGAACGCGGACCUACAGAAGAACCAGGAGGUGCAGAUACAGAGGAUGGAGCAGCAGACCCAAAUGCUCGAGACAGUCCUUGAGCGCCAGGACGGCGUUCGCACCGACCUGAUGAGUAUCCACAAGCUCCUAGUUGUCUUCAAUGAACGUCGGCAAGAAGACAUUUUCGUGGAUACCAUGAACCCAGCGCAUGAGUACCAGGAUAUCAAAGACUCGCUCAUCCCGGAGACCUGCAGCUGGAUUUUCGACGAGCCAACCUGGGGCGAAUGGGUAGCACAGGAGAAGGAAAAGAACACCCCUAGGAUUCUUGUCCUCUCCGGGCCACCGGGCACGGGGAAAAGUCACCUCGCCGCGUGUGCGCACGACCAGCUCGUCAAACUGGCCGAGAGAGAUGCCGGGAGCAAUACAUGCGUGGCACAUUUCUACUUUCGAGAGGCGACCGACGGGCUGAAUGCGUUCCACAACGCCAUCAACUGGAUCACCGUCCAGAUUGCGGAGCAGAAUGCCGCGCUGUGUGAGAGGAUUAACGUGGAGAUGGCUCGCGACGAUAUCGAAUUCUAUACCUCUGAGUGGGAAGACAUCUGGGGCAAGUUCGUCAAGCCCUUGUUCUACGGGUCGUCAACGGCUCGAUUGCAGAUCGUCCUCGACGGCAUGGAUGAGCUUGUCCUCGACUCGGAAUCAAAGAAGGCACUGGAGUUCCUCCAACUCGUCAAGGAAACCGCCGAUCUCAAUGUCAGCAUUCUCUGCACCACCAGGUCUAGCAUGGUACCGAAACUGGCGGGGCUCGCAGCCGGAUGGAUUGCUGUUACCAAGGAGAAGCAACUAGCCGACAUGAAGGCGCUCAUAUGGAAUCACCUGAACAACGACAGCAGACUGCGCAACAAUCUGGAAGAGAAGGCCGAUUGCAUUCUGUAUGCCGAGCACAUGCUCCGCCAGUUCAACAAUAUUGGGCGAGAACCCAUCAUAUUGAAGCAGUUGGAGCAGUCAAUGCCGGAAAACCUAAAGGAGCUGUAUGGCACUAUUCUCGUUGACCUCCAGCGUCGCACCGCGGACGACAAGCAGCAGGCAAUUAAAGGCCUGCUGUGGUGGCUUGCCUUCGCCUCCCGGCCUCUGACCUUGGCCGAGAGCUUCUCCCUUAUGAAUCUCUUCCCCGGGAGCUCACUGGACCUGGAAGAGGAGCUCCAGGGCCAACAGCUCGCAAGGUUGCUGAAGAUCGGCGAUGUCGAAGAGCGCGCCCAAAACGACGGCGACAACUCCAACCUUGCCAAUGUAGAUCUCCUGGGCCAGAGUGAUCCUGACGCCGUCUAUGAUGAUGGAGAUCGGCCACUGAAGUUCCAGGAACGCUCCAUGCGGGACUACUUCCGCAGUGCUUCGCAGGACGAGCAGGGGCUGAGGACCCCGGGGAGAGUAGCCCACGGCAAGAUCCUCACGCUCUGCUCCAAGAUUCUAUUCGUAGAGGUGGACAAUAUCUACGGCAGCCUGCGGAAGUACGCGGCGCAGCACUGGAUCUGGCACUUCGCCUGCUGGUGCUACCUGAGCCUGAAUUCGAAUCCCGGGCCGGCGGAAGACGAAAAGGUCGCUUGCCUCGAAGCACUUGGGGCGAUCAUGACGAAUCACGGCAACUUUGCGACGACAAUCGAGUCGCUCGAUAUGGACUACGAGGAUGUGCUGAGGGACCUCCCAAACGACUACCUGGUGGCUAAGGUUGCCGAGGGGGCGACCAUGGCCACAUCUCUCGGCGACAAGAUGAUUGAGACCACAUUGACUUGGGCGCGGGAUGUAGUAGCCGAUAAGGGGGCUGCUUUCGUGACUCUGGUCAAGGGGCACAUUUCCAACUGGUUCCGCGCCCAGGACCUGAAGUCGGCAGCACAGUCGUAUAAGGUUAUUAGGAGCAUCAUUCCACUGACGUCCUUCAGCCACCUCAUAAAACCUAAGGACGACGACAGCGACAGUGACGAUAGCAGCUCGGACAGCGACGACGAAGGACCGCAGUACGAGGAAGAAGAAAUCCUUGGCAUUGUCGGCGCCUUCGAAGUCGUGGAAAAGGACGCGAACGCGCACUGGGCAAUAGCCGCAGUCCUCGCGGACUGUCAGCACUACCAGGCAGCUCAUACGGAGCUCCAGGUAGCGCUCUCGGCGUGCGUUGACCCGGUCGAGCGGUUCCGCAUCCUGAACCUGCUCGCCAGCGCGAAGCUGAAUACGGAGGACAAGGAGGGGGCGGCCGAGACCAUCGCCAACUGCCUAUCGAACCGCGAGGUUUCUCUCAGCCUCCUCCGCAAGGCGCUGGUCACGCGCGGUAGGAUCCAGGUGGCGCUGGAGAAACUCGACGAGGCGGUGGGGUCGUACGACGAGGCCAGGCGGGCGGACCCGAACGAGCCGAUGCGCGGAGACCUACUACAGGAGGAGUUUGACGUGUACCGGAACAAGGAGGUAGAGGCCGGUGCGGAGCUGAUCAGGGGGGUCAGGGGGUGGCAGCCUCUGGAGCGGCUGGCGUGGAUGACAUGGAAUUACGACGAUUUCGACGACUACCAUGACUCGUUCAGGCAGGCGGCGGGGUGGGCGGGCGAGCGGGACUUCAUGAUCAGGGCGUACGAAGAGGUGAUUGGACUCCUCGAGAGCGUCGACGCCGCGCCUCCCAUGAGGUUCGAGCUCGCCCAGGCGCAGUGGCGGGUAUGCGAAGACGCGGCGGCGGCCAGGGCGGAGCUGGACAAGGUCCUCGACAGCAGCUCGACCGGGAACCCGUACCGGUUCACCGACGAGGACCCGACGUACACGCUGGUCAGGGCGGUGAUGCUCGCGACCAACAUCAUCCACGAGCAGUUCCGGGCGACAGCGGACCGGGAGUUCAAGGCGCGGCUGCUCGACGAGGCCAAGGGGCUGACGAGGCGCGGGCUCGCGCACUCGGUGUCGUCGACGCGGUCGGGGCUGACGCCGUACAUGGUGUGGAUCGCGAGGAUGGUGCGCAAGAUGGGGCCGGCCAAGGAGUUUGAGGACGCGCUGCGGGCGGCAUUCAACGUGUGCUACGACGCGCUGACGGACAACGUGGGCUGGAACGACUCGAUGAACCUCGACUACCUGGCCAUGACCAUCUCCAGCCUCGACGGCAUGGAGAGGGAGGCGCGGAUCCUCGUCUCGGCGGGGUUCUAUGAGCUGACCAAGGAGGAGGGAAACGACGAAGACGACGAAGACGAAGACGACGACGACGAUAAGCACAUAGACGAUGGCUGCAAGCAUGACACCGGCGGCGACAAUACGCAGGAUAAAGAUGAUGACUUCGACUUGGACGACAAUUCCUACUACUGCGAUGGCGAAUGCAAGCCGGUCAAAAAAUGGGCUUUGUGGAAAGACGGCCCAAUGUACUUGUGCCUCGACUGCUUCGACUGCGACCUCUGCGAGGCGUGUUACGUGAAGCGGCAGGCCUACAACUCCGGGACCAAGUGCGAGGUCGGAAGCACGUAUUGUGGACCGAACCACAGGUACGCCAAGGGCCCGCUGGAAGGUUGGAGGGGGAUCAAGGACGGGGUCAUGAGGAUCGAUGGCGAGGAGCCGAUCAGGUUCACGGACUGGCUGAAGGAUCUGAAGGAGAAGAAGUGGGAAGCGGCCUGGGAGACGUUUUGGCGGGCUGAAUGUUGAGCCGGGCGACUCUCCUUCGCAAGCAUAGUUCAUUGGCGGCCCUGGUUAUACAAUCCCGUAGUUUAGAUGCUUUGAACAGCACCAGAGAAUUUGGAGCAUUAAACGGCAAAGUAAAUUGGUGCCUCCAACAUUGCUUCUCAUCCCGUUGCUAGAACCCCGGUCCGACCCCACAGUCCACCAUUGCCAUUGCGCAGAGACAUUAGCCAGAAGCAUUCACGUCAAAUACACAGCCUACAGGGUCUUGCCCUCGGCAAGGAGUCCAACAAACUCCCUAAUCCGCCUCUCCCUCGUCUCGGCCCUCCUCGCGGUCUCGACCCGCCAGAUAAACGGAUACCUCUUGGACCUACCCAGCGUCCCGAAGAACGCCUCGGCGGCCGCAUUCCCCCGCAGCGCCUCGGCGAAGUCCGGGGGCGCCUCGGCCGCGCUCGCCGGCGCGUACGCCCUCGCCCACCGGCC
Messenger RNA from Phialemonium atrogriseum, 4919 nucleotides. RefSeq lists its product as uncharacterized. NCBI's taxonomy places the organism in Eukaryota, Fungi, Ascomycota, Sordariomycetes, Cephalothecales, Cephalothecaceae. The transcript is spliced from 8 exons. The record is from RefSeq and is a predicted model, not a curated record. Gene Ontology annotation, molecular function: protein binding. The coding region runs from base 297 to 4463 and encodes 1388 amino acids.